This is a messenger RNA of Nomia melanderi (Alkali bee), 1976 nucleotides long. RefSeq lists its product as uncharacterized. Lineage: Eukaryota; Metazoa; Arthropoda; Insecta; Hymenoptera; Halictidae. Gene Ontology annotation, molecular function: protein binding. The record is from RefSeq and is a predicted model, not a curated record.
AGUUCGAAUAAUGUCGGCAAGAUUUCGAUGGCUGCUUUGUCAUGAACGGGAUUCGAUGUGAUUCGAUAAGUGAAAUAUUGGAAUAUGAUAGGAAUAUUUAUGAAUGCAGAGUGAUAUUUAUUUCGGAGGAAUGUAGGCGGAGAAAUCGCAAUGCUUCGAGUAUUAGGAUUGUAGAAUGUACAGAACAGCAUGCGCGGAAUGUUUGAUCGAUUCAGUUCCGGUGCAAAGCUUUUUGCUAGCAGGAUUGUUCGCAUUUAUGUCGGGCAUGGGAGUUUACGAUGACGAACGUGAUUCAGUGGAAGAACGAUUCAUAUGGCUGCUCAGAUUCGCGAAAUUCAGGAAGAUUAAAGACUUCCUGUCGAAAAACCGAACGAUCGAUUUGCGUUACCCUACGGAAAAUUUGAGUACGCCGCUGACUGCGGCUAUCGAUCGCGACGAUCCCCAAAUUUUAUCUCUGUUAUUGGAGAAAAAUUCCGCGGACCUGGAUGAAACGAUCACGCAACCUUAUGGGAGGACCGCUUUGAUGUACGCUUCUUACGUUUCGAGAGAUCCGGAGAUGUUGCAGGUGCUUUUGAAAAAGGGCGCUGAUCUUCAAAAAACUGAUAUUAGAGGCUGGACUUGUCUUCAAUACGCAAUCGUCGGAGAACGUUCGAAAAACUUGUCGUUUCUUUUGGAUGCUGGUGCAUCCUUAAAUCAGCAGGAUUUGCAAGGAAGAACGCCUCUUAUGGUGUCUGUGUAUCUAUCGAAUUUGGAUAUACUGACAUAUUUGUUGGACCGCGGUGCUGAAGUAGAUACGAAGGACAAUGCAGGUCUCACGGCUCUUCAGCUAGCCAUUUUAUCAAGGAAAAGGGACACGGCAGUCGUUUUGAUGGAAAGGGGUAGCGAUAAAUCUGUCGUCACUCCCAAAACCAAAGCUUCGAUCCCGGAACUCUGUAGAACCAGUAUGCCUAGAAUUCUUCGUAGCGUCGAGCUGGAAUCGAAGACUUUACAAUGGAAUUAUUAAACAAUUACUGUGGUACGAAAGAUUAUUCUUUCAUUUAAAAGAAGAGAUUCUGCGAUGACAGUUGUUCCGUCGUUUGUUGAUCAAACUCUUCGAUCACACUCUCAGCCAUUUCUCCCUGCCACUGAUUCACUCUGCCACUUCGGAUAAAGUCGCCAUCGACGUCGAUCAAUUUCAGCUUGCGAUUCAUCUCGACCGCUUCCUCGUAGUUCACCGAGGGAUUCGACUUCAUAUUAGCAAAACUGAGAUGCUCCAUCAGCGCUUUCACUUGAUCAUCCGACAGAGUCACGUUCAAAAACUUGGCGGAACGAUGAAUCACCGAUGGCAAGUCCUAUAUUCCAAGAAAGCGUUCUUACCAAUAGAUUAAUCCAAAACUAGACUGCGGGUGUUCAUAAAAGUUCACAUUUUUAAAGACCACUCGGCAGAAAACAGGAUUUGUUGUUCAUUUUGAUAUGAAAAUAAUUAUUAAACGCGAUUCUCUCGUUACUUACAGAUUUCAUGUCCUCGUACUUUAAGAAUAAUACAUUGGAAUCAGUUCUCCUGUUCCAAAAACCAAGGAUAUGGUCCCAGAAUGGCGCAAAGCACACUGUUAGGUAGGAAACAAGAAGAUUAAGCUUGAUCUAUGCUUUCUUUUAAGUGUCGUACCUUUCAUGCCCAGGAAAAGACGACAGAAGCUAUUGAAGUCCCCGCGAUAGCCCUCCAGCAAUCUGCAGUGAUGAUAAUAAGAGACACAGGUGUCUUUUGGGUUUCUAGCGACGUAGACAAUCCUCGGCUUCUUCUCGCCUGUCCGUAGCUGUCGCGGUAGCAAGCGGAAUGGCAGAUGGGUUUUGAUGAAACGCGGACUGCUCCGAGUCUUCACGUAAUUCACGCUGUCGGAGACCAGCUCGUGAAGCUUUAUUUCCGGAUGACGAGGUAUGAUCGUCGUGUAAUCGAAGAGAAUCGAAUGCCUGGAAGCAAACGCGCGUUACCUUUCACG